UUACAUCUGUAAUAAUAAUAAUGUUUAUUCAACUUUUUCCCAAAUAAUGUUUACUAUUUUUAAUUAAGCAGUACAAUGUCCAUGUCAAUGUUGAUAUUCAAUUUGAUCAAAUGAUCAGAUAGACUGGUUGGAGGUGAUGAUAAUGACAAGUUAAUGAAUAUCGUUCUUGAUAAGUUCCCAAAAAUAGAGGCAAAUUAACAAAUGUAAUUGAACCUCAAGAUUUUAUCAGCAAUAGAAGGCAAAAAUUUAUUCUUUUUCUUGUUAUUUUAUGCAAUUUUCAAGUAAUCGGCAAGUUUGCCUUUAGGUUGAACAUGUAACCAAUUUCAAGUGUCUUUAAUUAACUUUCUAUUGUGCUCAAUUACAUUCGCAAUUAUCUCAAUUGUUUGAUUUGGUGAAAAACAAUUCCAUGGAUAAUUCAUCGCUCUCUCAUCUAAUCAUCAUGUCCCAUGUCCAUGAAAUCAAUAUAAAUUUCGGUCAAUUCAGUAUUUCUGUUCAUUAGAAACACACACAACAGCUGAAUGAUUUACAACCUGUUCUUGUUUUAUAAUAGUCAUUGAUAUUUUCAUUUAAUUUGUAUUAAACCUUUUAGUGAAUAAUAUUUUCUUAUAAAUUGUUAACAAUAAAGUGCAAAUGGAAGGUCGUGGUCGAGGCAGAGCUGCACCAGGUGAAGAAGCAGCAACGCGUUCUCGUGCAGGUCUUUUUCGAGUUGCUGAGACUCUUCAUACAAUUCCUCCCGAAGUUCACACAACCACUGGAGAUGGCCAAGGAAGCAUGAGAAUUGUGACCAACUAUUUCAGGCUGAUAGUACCCAAGGAUCAAGUAGUUCACUCAUACCGAGUUGAUUUCGAGCCACAAGUGGAAUAUGUCAAGGUAAGAAGAGGUUUGAUUUACGAGAAUCGCGCUGUUUUCGACAGAGCCUAUGUUUACGAUGGUGGAAAUGAAAUUAAAUCGUUAUGUAAACUCAAUACAACGCCUGUUACCGUGUCUGGAACACGACGAGAUGGUUCCACUGUUAGUAUAACCAUAAAGUAUACAUCAACUGUUUCUUGGGGACAUCCAGAAAUGCUGAGAUUAUACAAUACUCAGAUGAGACGGAAUCUGGAACACAUAGGCUUUUCUCAGGUUGGCCGAAACUAUUACAAUCCUAGAGCGAAGAAGAUCAUGCAAGAUCAUCGACUUGAUAUAUGGCCUGGUAUUUUAACUGCCAUUGCUGAACAUGAUGGAGGAAUCAUGAUGAUGUGUGAUAAUAUCAAUAAAAUUAUUCGCCACGAUACUGCUCGAGAUAUCCUCAAUAGGAUACGCACACAUGAAAGAGAGCGAUGGCAGGAAAAGGCUCGUGAUGAAUUAGCUACUAGUGUUGUAAUGACAGUUUAUAACAACAAGACUUAUAAAAUAGAUGACAUUGCGUUCGAACGCACCGCUGGUGACUUUACAUUUGAGCGAGGAAACACCACGACCUCCUUAGCUGACUAUUAUAGAGGUCAAUAUAAUUUAAGUAUAAGAGACGGAACUCAGCCUUUACUUUUGGUACAACCAACUGAAAGACAAAUGCGGGGAGGCGACAAGAAAGAAAUUUUGUUGGUUCCAGAAUUUUGUUUAAUGACAGGAUUAACAGAUUUGAUGGCAAGGGACAAUCAAUUUAAAAGAGCUCUCGGAGAUUUGACUAGACUCGAUCCAAUACAGCGAGCUGAAAAUUUAACUAGAUUCAUUCGACAAAUAAAUUCUAAUGAAAGAGUCCAAGCUGAGAUGGGUGGUUGGGGCUUACAAUUUCGCGAGGAUUUGGAAGAGAUCAGAGCAAGGACUUUACCUCCUGAGACGAUCCUUACUCAUGAAGCUCAAGUACCGUAUCAACAAACUACUGGAAGCUUCGAAAGGGAGAUUCGAAGCAAACGAAUGAUACGUCCAGUUGCUCUUCAGCAAUGGGUAACGAUGGCACUUAAACGAGAUAAAGAAAUAGUUGAAGAAUUUUUCAGAUGUUUAAGGCAAGUUUCUGGACCAUUGGGUGUUGAUAUUGGUCCGCCAACUGUUGUCGUCGUUCAUGAAGACUCGAUACCGCAAUAUGCUUCUGCUUGUGAACGAGUUGAUCCAAAACAUAACUUAGUUAUCGCAAUCGUCCCUAAUAAUAACCCACAAAGAUACUCUACAAUAAAAAGACACUUUUGCUGUGAAAAACCAAUUCCUUCGCAAGUGAUAACAACUCGUGUUAUAUCAAACAAAAAAAAUCUUAUGUCAGUUGCCACUAAAAUACUCAUCCAAAUGUCUACUAAACUUGGAGCUGAGCCUUGGGGAAUCGGAAUUCCGCGCCCGGGAUGGAUGAUAGUUGGCUAUGAUACUUAUCAUGACUCUCAACGAAAAGGUCAUUCUGUCGGAGCAUUUGUUUGCACUUCCAAUUCUGCAGCAACAAGUUGGUUCUGCCGCACUUCCUAUCAUCAAAAUCGUGAUGAGUUGUCAGGAAAUUUUGCUAACAAUCUAAAAGCUGGCAUCAAAAAUUGGGUUAUCAAAAAUAAUGGUACUUGGCCUGAACGAAUUAUAAUAUACAGAGAUGGCGUUUCAGAAGGACAAAUUCCCCAUGUUUAUAAUGUUGAGAUGAGAGAGAUACAGAAACUUCUAGGAGAAAGGGCUGAGCUGGCCAAAACUUCAUUCUCUUUUGUCAUUGUUACAAAACGAGUAAAUGCUCGUUUUUUCCACAAAGUUGGUGAACACCAACUACAAAAUCCACCUCCAGGAACAAAAAUAGAUUCCGUUGUGACUAGAAAGGAAAGAUACGAUUUUUACUUGAUCAGCCAGUCGGUUCGCCAAGGAACUGUUAAUCCUACAAUGUAUAACAUCAUUGCUGAUAACACUGGUUGGUCUCCAAUAAAUCAUCAACAAUUGGCCUACAAACUGUGUCACAUUUAUUACAACUGGGCGGGAACUAUCACUGUCCCAGCCCCAUGUCAAUAUGCUCAUAAAUUGGCUUUCCUAACUGGAACUGCUCUGCACAGAGAGCAUCGUCAGGAACUAUCAAACACCUUAUUUUUCUUAUAAUCACAAACUGUCUUUAUUUGAUUUUGAUUAUUAAUACGCAAUCUUAUAUUCCUCUUAUCUGUAUUCACUAUGAAAAUUGAAUUUUUUCUUGUUCUUAUUUUCUUUCCUCUAAAACUUAUUAUACUAUUAUAUAUUAAAAACUGAUGUCCAAAUAUUCA
This is a messenger RNA of Tetranychus urticae (two-spotted spider mite), 3185 nucleotides long. RefSeq names its product piwi-like protein 1. Gene Ontology annotation, molecular function: protein binding; RNA binding. The record is from RefSeq and is a predicted model, not a curated record. Lineage: Eukaryota; Metazoa; Arthropoda; Arachnida; Trombidiformes; Tetranychidae.